AACCUACGCACUGCUUUUAACUCUGGCCGCUUCCUGUUGCCCCGCGCGCCUGUCGCUCCUUUUUUCCACACAUAAACAAGAUUGCCCAGCCCAAUCCCACUGCAGCUGCUGUAAAAAAAAACUUUUAACCACUGACCGCCGACCGCGCCCAUAUCUCCCAAAACCGCUUCAUCCACAGCCUGAUCACCAUCUCACCACCUAUCAAAUGCCGGGCACUCCUCUAAUGCACGCCCACGUGGCGGGCAGCCGCCUUCCUCUCGCUGGCAGCAUGCGGCAGCAGACGCCCAGCCGGCCGGGAACGCCCCAGAUUCCCGUCCAAAUGGCGGGCGGCCACGCGAUUCCCGGCAGCGUGCGGCAAGCCAUAAGUCGACCGCCCACGCCGUACUCCUGCUUCCCCGCGGUGCCUGGUCUCGCAAUCACCCACGAGUGCUACGCGUUCGGGUCCAACAAGUACGCCGCCCCUUUCCUCGGUUUCGAGUCCAGAGCCCCAACUCCGGCCGGCCCAGCCUCGACCUCUGCGUCGCCGAGAUAUCGCGUAGACCCCACUCUAGAGAUGGCGUGGAAGCAGGCGGCAGACUUCGCCGCGUUCCGCGAGCAGCCACCGCGCGCCGCGAACCCAGCCACGGCUCAAGCGCCGCUGUACGGCCAGGCCUUCCUCACCCGCACCGGCAAGGUCAUGUACAAGCCAUCGCCGCGACUAGAUACCUGGUUGGCGGACCUGAGCCUGUGCUCUCCUCCCCUCUCUCCCGAGGCGGACCUGAUGGACGGUGUCCAGUUCGAGGACAGCCACAACCUCGUAGCCACGGAUUCCGAGACGGAUAAACAUGAUUUCGCUGUGGCCACAGAUGCCACCCAGGCAAAGGAGGACCUGAAGCUAGCCUCCAAGCCCGAGGACGUGGCAGCGGGCUCCAAGCGCAGCUCGGUAUGUUGAUCUCGAAUGACCAAAAUAGAAGAAGAAAGCUAACCUG
This is a messenger RNA of Lasiosphaeria miniovina, 968 nucleotides long. RefSeq lists its product as uncharacterized. The transcript has a single exon. Lineage: Eukaryota; Fungi; Ascomycota; Sordariomycetes; Sordariales; Lasiosphaeriaceae. The coding region runs from base 206 to 931 and encodes 241 amino acids. The record is from RefSeq and is a predicted model, not a curated record.